Molecule: messenger RNA, 951 nt
Organism: Spodoptera littoralis (African cotton leafworm)
Lineage: Eukaryota; Metazoa; Arthropoda; Insecta; Lepidoptera; Noctuidae
Source: the annotation of a GenBank genome assembly
AUGGAUCUUUUGUAUUGUGAUGCAGUUGCAGUUCACUCACUUACUUGGUACCUGAAGUAUGUUGGCAUACCAUUGACCAUUGGUGUGACAAUGUGUAAAUUAUUCAGCUGUAUCUCCACAAAUAGACGUCGUGCUGCAUUGCAAGGAAAGGUAGUAGUAAUAACUGGUGCAAGUUCUGGUAUAGGAGAAGCAUUGGCUCAUGCAUUCUAUGAACAAGGAAGCAAGGUAGUGUUAGCUGCUAGAAGAAAAACAGAAUUGGAGAGAGUAAAAAAUGACUUAGUGUCUAAGAAUCUGUCUACUCCAACACUGGAACCGGUUGUACUGGAGCUGGACCUUACAAAAUUGGGAGAAAUGAGUUCAUUUGUUCAAAAUGUCUAUGAUGCCUGUGGAGAAAUAGACAUUUUGAUUAACAAUGGAGGUAUCUCACAUCGAGGAUCAAUUUUGAAUUCGAAGAUAGAUGUUUUCAAGAGUAUUAUGGAUGUUAACUAUUUUGGUUCUGUUGCUCUGACAAAAGAAUGUCUUCCAAAGAUGGUGCAACGCAAAGCUGGUCACAUAGUAUUUGUGAGUUCAGUCCAGGGGCUCAUUGCCAUACCUGAGCGCUCUGCAUAUGCAGCAGCAAAACAUGCAAUGCAAGCCUUUGGAGAUUCUCUUAGAGCAGAAAUGCAUCAGCAUAACAUCAAUGUUACAGUUGUUAGCCCUGGUUAUAUAAAAACUUCUAUAUCUUUAAAUGCUUACACUGGGUCUGGAGAAGCACACGGAGUAAUGGAUAAAAGCACAGCUGCUGGUUUCUCUCCAGAAUACACUGCAAACAGGAUCCUUAAUGGAAUUGUGAACAAAGAAAAAGAUUUGGUUAUUAGCCAGUUCUUACCAAGUUUAGCUGUAACUUUAAGACAUUGUACACCAUCAUUAUACCACUGGAUUAUGGCAAGGAGAGCUGUCAACACAUCUUAG